Messenger RNA from Ceratina calcarata, 2626 nucleotides. It is a transcript of the gene Mtpalpha, whose product is annotated as monolysocardiolipin acyltransferase Mtpalpha. The transcript is spliced from 10 exons. The record is from RefSeq and is a predicted model, not a curated record. Gene Ontology annotation, biological process: fatty acid beta-oxidation. NCBI's taxonomy places the organism in Eukaryota, Metazoa, Arthropoda, Insecta, Hymenoptera, Apidae. Gene Ontology annotation, molecular function: long-chain (3S)-3-hydroxyacyl-CoA dehydrogenase (NAD+) activity; enoyl-CoA hydratase activity; NAD+ binding. Gene Ontology annotation, cellular component: mitochondrion; mitochondrial fatty acid beta-oxidation multienzyme complex. Bases 217 to 2514 code for a protein of 765 amino acids.
UGGGGUCAAAGUCUUGCUUGCAAAAUACGACGAAUUGUGUUACUGUGUUAUCCAGUUUGGUACAUUUACGUUUACACGCAUGCGUAUUCACCGCCGGCUGCAUCCACAUAUUCACUUCUACUUUACGUCUGUACGGCUUGUACGUCUGUACGAUACAGUGGUUCCAUGAGCAGAUUUUAAUAUCUUUACGGGCGUGUGCAUGCUGCAUUGUAAAACAUGUCACAAUACAGAUUAUUGAGUGUUGUUGCGAGUUUCUCGCACAUUAAUAAAAAUAUGGUAACGCGGACAGCACUGUAUAAUUCUAUGAGAAGUCUGUCUACCACGACAAAUACGAAGCACCUAAAAUACAAAGUCGUAGACAAUGUAGCAGUACUUACUCUGGACUCCCCAGGAGUCAAGGUAAACACUUUGGGCAAAGAAGUUAUGGAAGAAGUAGUAACUCUCCUGAAAGAUAUAGAAGCAGAUUCCUCUGUGAGAUCAGCAGUACUUAUAAGUGGGAAACCUGGAUGCUUUAUUGCUGGUGCUGAUAUUACUAUGAUACAACAGUGUAAGACUGCAGAAGACGGCUACAAGAUAUCUUAUGAAGGUCAACAGAUUUUAAACAGUAUUGAAAAGAGUUCGAAACCUAUUGUAGCUGCCAUUCAAGGCAGUUGUUUAGGAGGUGGAUUGGAGGUUGCAAUGGCUUGUCAUUAUAGACUUGCUGUGAAUGAUCAAAAGACUAGUUUGGGUUUACCAGAAGUAAUGUUAGGUCUUCUGCCUGGAGGAGGUGGCACGCAAAGAUUACCCAAAUUGUCAUCGAUUCCCAAUGCCUUAGAUAUGGCUCUCACUGGAAAAACUGUAAAAGCACAAAAAGCUAAGCAACUAGGCAUCGUAGAUCUCCUAGUGAACCGCCUGGGUCCUGGCAAUGGACCAGCGGAAGAGAAUACUAUGAGGUAUUUAGAAGAGACAGCUAUCAAAGCUGCAAAAGAUAUUGCAAAUGGUACUUUAAAAGUCGAGCGAGGUCCGAGAUCGCUGUCUGAUAAACUUAUGAAUUAUGCCUUCUCCUUCGAAUUUAUAAAGAACCAAGUGUUCACUCGGGCGAAGAACGAAGUAGUGAAGAAAACGGGUGGCUUAUACCCUGCUCCUCUUAAAAUCUUGGAGGUAAUACGUACUGGCUUGGAUAAGGGACCUAAAGCUGGGUACGAAGCAGAAGCAAAAGGUUUUGGUGAACUGGCAGUCACGCCUGAAUGUAAAGGUCUCGCGAGUUUGUUCUUUGGUCAGACAGCGUGUAAGAGAAAUCGUUUUGGCACACCGAAGAGUGCGGUUAAAAAAAUUGCUGUUGUGGGUGCUGGCCUCAUGGGGGCAGGUAUAGUUCAAGUGAGCGUAGAUAAAGGUUUCGAAGUAGUUAUGAAAGAUACGAACCAAGCCGGUCUAUACCGUGGUCUGGGCCAAAUACAAAAGGCCAUGGACACUGCCGUGAAACGGAAGAAGUAUUCUCUGCUUCAGAGAGACAGAUUUCUUUCUCAGCUCGAUUACACUUUAGAUUAUAAUUCCUUUAAAAACGCAGAUAUCGUGAUAGAGGCUGUUUUCGAGGAUAUCGCUAUUAAACACAGAGUUAUCAAGGAAAUAGAGGCGAACACACCAGAGUACUGUGUACUCGCAACGAAUACAUCAGCGAUUCCUAUCACUGAUAUAGCCGCUGGUAGCAGCCGUCCCGACAAGGUGAUCGGAAUGCAUUACUUCUCUCCGGUAGAUAAAAUGCAAUUAUUAGAAAUAAUAACGCAUAAAGGUACAGCGGCCGAAACUAUAAAAACUGCAGUCGACGUUGGCUUGAAACAAGGGAAGACGGUCAUCACCGUAGGAGAUGGACCCGGUUUUUACACAACGAGAAUCCUAUCUGCUAUGUUAUCUGAAGCUAUCAGAUUGAUGCAGGAAGGAGUAGAUCCCAUGGAUCUGGAUAGUCUCACUAAAAAGUUUGGAUUCCCUGUUGGGGCUGCAACUUUAUCAGACGAAGUUGGUAUUGAUGUCGGUGCUCACAUAAGCGCACAUCUCGUAAAAGCUUUAGGCGACCGAUUCAGAGGUGGAGAUGUAAAUAUACUCGGCGAUAUGGUAAAAGAUGGUUUCUUAGGACGAAAAUCAGGCAAAGGAAUAUACGUAUACGAAGUCAAUACGAAGAACAGAAAUGUUAAUCAUGGAGCACUGGACAUUUUGAAAAGAUACAAAAUCGAACCGAAGGGAAGUACGUCCACCGAAGAUCGUCAACUGAGGAUGGUGUCCCGUUUUGUUAAUGAAGCGGUACUCUGUUUAGAAGAGAAUAUUUUGGCUAAUCCGUUGGAAGGCGACGUAGGAGCUGUUUUCGGAUUAGGAUUCCCUCCAUUCACCGGCGGACCUUUCCGUUGGGUGGAUUCCUACGGAGCCCAUAAAUUAGUGAAUAAAAUGGAAGAAUUCCGUGGCCAUUACGGCGAUGCAUUUAAACCGGCUCAGACUCUGUAUGAUAUGGCAUCUGAUUCCAGCAAGAAGUUCCACAAGCAGUAGAAGCUUGCAACAUUGAGAGUUUUAUAGACUUGCAUAAUUUGCUUGAGCGCGUUUGCAAUAUUUGGGAAUAUAUUUUUUGAUAAUAAUAUAAAUAUAUUGAGAUUGUUUUUAA